This is a messenger RNA of Spodoptera litura, 949 nucleotides long. RefSeq lists its product as uncharacterized. NCBI's taxonomy places the organism in Eukaryota, Metazoa, Arthropoda, Insecta, Lepidoptera, Noctuidae. The record is from RefSeq and is a predicted model, not a curated record.
CCUUACUCGUCGAAUACUUUUCUACAAAUGUACACCAAAGAGAAGAAUAAAAAAUAAGUAGAUUACCUAUUAUUCUGUCAAUGAAUGUUAUUUCUGUCAAAAUUCCAACGAGUAUAAUAAGUCUAUGGGAAAAAUUCUCAAAACAUGAUGAAUGUUUUAAACAAUAUGUUAAAUUACUUAUAGAUACGUACUUAACACGACUCAAAAUGAGUUUAUUAAAUAGCCGUCACAAUAAAAAUGUACAAUAAUCAAGAAUGGAAGAAAUUUUCACACAAUUACAAAUUAGGGGAUACAAUAACAUUGAAAAUCUCAUCAAAUGGAUGGCCAAAGCGCGUGUAAUAGAUCCAUCUCAAAGGGACACUGAAAAAUGGCUAGUCGAACACUUCAGAGAUAUUCCUAAUACGAAAAAUAUAACGCUAGAUAAAUUUAAAGAAAUAGUCAAUAUUUUUGCUGAAGAACAAAAUAAAUCCAUGGAAGAAAUGUCGGCCAGGCUAGGUAAACAAAUACCUGCGGUGCUUGAUCAAGUAGACUCCAGUCCUGGUAUCUACGUAGCUGCGCCUGGAUCAGAGAAACUCGCAAUAUUCUCCCGUGUCACCGUCUGUAGCGAUAUGAGCACCGUCACUGACUACAGCCAACUUAUCAACCAAGAUGACAGUAAUGGCGAGGUCGCCACCAGUGUCACUAGCAGUAUUGGCGGGGUGCCUGUAUGUAGUCAAGGUGCGGUAGCCGACAGUAGCCAGGGUGAAGUAACCGCCGGUAGCCAAGGCGAUGUUACCGACUGUAAUAUUCAGAUAGUUACCAGCAGCCAGGCCGAGAUCUCUGACUCUGAUACCAGUUCAUGUGAAACCACUUCUCAGUCUAAUAAAUCGGACGAAACUUGAUGAAUGAAAUAUUAAUCAAGUCGCAAAUGUUUUAAAUUUUGUUUUAUUUAUUAUUGAAUAAUAAUCUG